Trichophyton benhamiae CBS 112371 is the source of this 780-nucleotide messenger RNA. RefSeq lists its product as uncharacterized. The record is from RefSeq and is a predicted model, not a curated record. The transcript has 3 exons. Lineage: Eukaryota; Fungi; Ascomycota; Eurotiomycetes; Onygenales; Arthrodermataceae. The coding region runs from base 1 to 780 and encodes 259 amino acids.
AUGUGGGAGCGAUACUGCCGCGGAGUCAACGCCAUUGUGUAUGUCAUCCUUAACCCGAAGGAAGGAGAAGAAGAAGAAGAAGAAGAAGCUAACUCGGCGGGCCAGCCUGCCGGCGGCGACGGACGAGCUGCACGACCUGGUCAGCAAGCCGACGCUGGAGGGCAUCCCGCUGCUGGUGCUGGGCAACAAGUCCGACCUGCCGGACGUGCUGAGCGUCGACGAGCUGAUCGACGCGAUGGAGCUGAAGAGCAUCACGAAGCGCGAGGUGAGCUGCUACGGCAUCAGCGCAAAGGAAGAGACCAACCUCGACGCCGUGCUGCGGUGGCUCAUCGCGCGGUCGAGCCGUUGACCAUGCUGUCGUCUGCCUUUCCUUGGUUAUGUUUGUUGUCCUGUCUUUCGGAGCAUGCUGUGUGUAAUACUAUCCUCGCUUUAAUCCAGUUUCUACGGUCUCUUUUCCUCCGUCUGCUCCCCCCUUUUUCUACAUCUUUCGUCUGCUCGUCUCGGACUCUUUUUUAUGCUGAGCUGGCGAUGAGCUGGCGUUGCAUGAAGGACAGCAGAAUAGAAGUAGCAGAAGCAAAGGAAGUAGAAGAAGUAGAAGAAGUAGAAGCAAAAGUGAACAGGAGAUGGAGUACUUCGUCAGUGGUGGAUAAGGGGGAAGUCGAGGUGAGCAGAGCAGAGCAGAGCAGAGCAGGCCCUCCCCCUGGCUGGUUCCUGCAAAAGCAGCUCAGCGAGUGGUUGGCUCAGCCAGAGCUGCAGGAACCCCUGGCUCUCUGGAGAUGA